AUGGCGGAAAACCCCAAAUCUUCGGCCACCGUGUCCACCGUGGCCCCAGUCAGAGACAUAUCCGACUGUGAUACUACGAACCAGCAGCAGCGAACCUUCCGAUCUUUUUUUAGAUGGCAUGAGCCAGGAACUAGCAAGGAAGAGAAACGUCUUAUUUUCAAGCUGGAUGUUUUCAUAUUAACUUACACAUGCCUGACUUGCUUCAUCAAAUCCUUGGAUACCUCCAAUGUGAACAAUGCUUUUUUCUCGGGCAUGAAGGAAGAUUUGAAGAUGUACAGUAAUGAGUUGAACCUCAUGAGCACAUAUUUCAGUGUGGGGAUCAUGAUUGGCUCGCCUUUCAGUACGUUGGCUUUAACAUUUUUCAGCCCUCGAUUUUGGCUGCCUCUGUGCACAAUGCUAUGGUCUAUUUGUGUCCUAGGCAUUUAUGCCGCUAAGAACGUCGAAACGAUAUACGGGCUUCGGUACUUGAUUCGACCCCCACGCCUAGUCGCCACAGCGAUCGGUAGCUGGUAUCGCAAGUCCGAGAUUAGUCGGCGGAUGGCCUUGUUUGGGAUAUCUGCCGGCGCCGGACCAAUGUUUUCAAGCUACAUUCAAUCUGGGCUAUACCAAAAUAUGCACGACCGGCUUGGUAUAGCAUCGUGGAGAUGGCUCUUUAUCUUUGAUUUCAUCCUCGGUAUCCCUGUCGCUAUUUUGGGCCUUUUGACAUGUCCAGGUACCGGUGCCCCUCCCGAUCGAAAUAUCGAUCACAAGACUAACUUGAACUUCGCAGCGGAACCAAAAUCAACCAAAAUAUGGUGGAUGACGGAGAACGAACGACAGAUGUCAAUUGACCGACUGGCAGAGCAAGGUCGCGAUGCUCAAAAAGUCAAAUGGUCGGUACCAAUGGUAAAGCGUUUGCUUUCGUGUUGGCAAAUCUACUGCUUUCCAUUGGCAUGGGGAAUCAUGCAGCUUAGCUGUGGACAGCAAGUAUCCACAUGGAUGAGACUGUGGCUCAAAUCCUUGACAAUAGAUGGAAGACCUCGAUACAGCGUUGAGCAAAUAAACAACUUGCCGACGGUUAUAAGCGGACUGGAAAUUGUAUGGAUGCUCCUCGCGGCCUGUGUGGCAGAUGCUAUUGGGAAUAGGUCAAUUGUGAUCUGCGUCUGUGCCUCAAUCCAGCUAACUACGUAUGCGGUACUGGCGGCGUGGCCAGCAAAUGAGCAUGCUGUGAUGGCAAUGUUCUUUCUGGCGAGUGCGUACGGAGGGAUUGCCCCGCUCAUCAGCGCUUGGUUGAACUCCUGUUGCGGUGGAAAUAGGGAACUCCGAGCUUUAGCCAGCUCGCUCCUGUUCUCACUUGGCUAUGCAAUGGGUAACGUCCAACUGAAGAUAUUCCCAGCGGACCAAGGGCCCAAGUUCAAAGAAACGCAUGGGUAUGCGUUUGGGCUUGCUUGGAUUGGAGUUUUUAUCAUUUGGGCGGGUGUUGCCAUACCGGCCUUGGAACGCUGGUCUCAGCGUACUAAGAGAUCCGACGACGUGACUGAAUCGAGGCUGGAAGAUUGA
Penicillium olsonii is the source of this 1539-nucleotide messenger RNA. The record is from the annotation of a GenBank genome assembly. Lineage: Eukaryota; Fungi; Ascomycota; Eurotiomycetes; Eurotiales; Aspergillaceae.